CUCAACCGUCUCUCUCCUCAUCGAAUUUUCUCUCUCUAAAAUAUUUUCCUCUCCCUCUCUUCUAAUCGAUUCCAUUUCCAAUAAUGUCUUCCGCCGCUGAUUCCGUCAUCAUCUCCGAUGCUCCCGCUGCAGCGGUGGCCCAGCCAGCUGAGAACGACUCCAAGGCUAAGAAAGCUGCGGCAUCGAAAGCAUCGAAGGCUAAGAAACCAUCUGGUGCGAAGAAGGCUAGAUCUUCUCCGACUCACCCUCCGUUCCUUCAGAUGAUUAGCGAAGCGAUCGUUUCUCUGAAGGAGAGAACCGGCUCGAGUCAGUACGCCAUUACGAAGUUCACUGAAGAGAAACACAAACAAUUGCCUUCCAAUUUCAGGAAGCUUUUGCUUGUUCAUCUCAAAAAACUUGUCGCCGCUGAAAAACUCGUUAAGGUUAAGAACUCCUAUAAGCUUCCAUCGGCUCGUUCUAUUCAAGCAAAAGCCGCAGCAGCAGCAGCAGCACCAGUCACCGCCAAGAAGCCUGUAAGCUCAAAACUCAAAGCAGCAAGCAUCAAGAAAGCCGCCGUUGCCAAAUCGAAAGCCAAAACUGCUGCGAAACCUAAGCCGAAAGCUGUAGCGAAGCCGAAGCCGAAGACAGUUGCUAAAUCCAAGACCGUCGCGAAACCAAAAACCGCCGCGAAGACGAAGGCAGCUGAGAAGGUUAAGAAGGUUGCUCCGAAGCCUAAACCAGCAGCCAAGGCAGCGAAAGUAGCGAAAACACUGUCGCGAACUUCGCCAGGAAAGAGAGCCGCACCGGCGACAAAGGCGAAGAAGGUAGCGGCGAAGAAGCCAAAGACGGUAAAGUCGCCGGCGAGGAAAGUCCAGGCAAGGAAAGUCAAGAAAUGAAUUAUGUGUUUAGGGUUUUUGAUUAAUUUCUAGGGUUUUCUUAUUAAUAGUACGUAGCGAUGUAAAUUAGGGAUAUGAUAUGAGAGAUGCAACCGCUCGUUGUUAUACAAUAUUUUUAUCAAAUUUUAGUUUGGUAAAUUCUCAAUGGUCUAUCUUCAAAUCAGUCUUUUCUUUUGAAUGAAUUGAAUGAUCAUCUCUUUGCUUCUGGUUUA
Molecule: messenger RNA, 1087 nt
Organism: Cucumis sativus (cucumber)
Lineage: Eukaryota; Viridiplantae; Streptophyta; Magnoliopsida; Cucurbitales; Cucurbitaceae
Product: histone H1
Exons: 2
Coding region: 84-875 (263 amino acids)
Biological process (GO): negative regulation of DNA recombination; nucleosome assembly; chromosome condensation
Cellular component (GO): nucleosome; nucleus
Molecular function (GO): double-stranded DNA binding; nucleosomal DNA binding; structural constituent of chromatin
Source: RefSeq, a predicted model, not a curated record